Pyricularia pennisetigena is the source of this 3516-nucleotide messenger RNA. RefSeq lists its product as uncharacterized. Bases 1 to 3516 code for a protein of 1171 amino acids. Gene Ontology annotation, molecular function: phosphopantetheine binding; catalytic activity. The transcript has 12 exons. The record is from RefSeq and is a predicted model, not a curated record. Gene Ontology annotation, biological process: amino acid activation for nonribosomal peptide biosynthetic process; secondary metabolite biosynthetic process. Gene Ontology annotation, cellular component: cytoplasm. Lineage: Eukaryota; Fungi; Ascomycota; Sordariomycetes; Magnaporthales; Pyriculariaceae.
AUGGAUAACAGAUCCUACAAGCGCCGUCCUGGCGCCUGUCAGGGAUGCAAAAGUCGGAAGCUCAAAUGCCAAUGGAACCACAUGUCGCUACCUCCCAAGGAAGAAAAGAGGGAGGCCAUUGAGGACUCGGACAGCAUUUGGCUGUCCAAUACGGCGUUCGAAAUUGAUGACGAGAGUCCCACUUCCCCCUUUCACUGCCUCUCAGGCCCCAACGUGUUACAAAUCCCAGACCCAUUCUUUCUCAGUGGAGAUGAGCUCGGGGUAGCGUUGAACAGCGACGCGGUCAAUAUUUUUCAGCCUCCUCAACCCCUGUAUAAGGAGUUAGGUCCUCCUGCAGUUUGCGAAACUACAUCGCUCGAGUAUGGCUGUGUCCAAAAUGGAGUCGAUCUCCCAUCAAGGCUUAUGAAUUUCUGCCAAGAGUUUGAGCUGAUUGACUUCUCCGAGGUUGCGCUCGUAUCCCGACUGGCCAGCCUUAGCUCGAUUCAAGAUGUGGGUUUAGAGCCCAUGACGAAAACCGUCACGGAUGUGCUUUCGCGGCUUGACCAGCAUGUUGAGAAUGCGGGCGAUGGGGACCGGAAUAACUGGCAGGAACUCGACAUGGGUCGCUUGCGAUCAUAUAUUGAAGUUUUCAUCAAGAGGCCAUAUAUGGGGGCCAAUCAUGUCAGCGAAGAGGAACUGGUUGGUUUUCUCCACGACGUAUCUGCCGGUAAAACUGUCGACGCGGCCUCGGCUGCGUUGACUUAUGCAGCUAUUGCGACGGGCGCCAAGCUUGAGCGCUCACCUGGCACAAGCAAGAACUGCAACGCGUUGGUGGUACAACAGUAUUUCGAUAAAUCUUUCAGCACUCUCCCGAGACCCGGGAUGGGAUCGUCGGUAAUGUCAUUCAAGGAAGCGGGGAACUCGGUGACGGCCACGUCCAGGUCCAAAGACGAGUAUCUACGUCUACUUGAGGCGUGGAAGGACUUUGCCAUGGGUUCGACCGUGCAGGGGACGGCAGAAGCCCCGCUCGGGGAACUCUACACAAGAGUGCAGUAUUUCGAGCUGUUACUGUGCAUCUACGCCCAGGACAUAUCUAAACCGGGCUUGUCUAGUUCGCUGGAAGCCAUCACUGGACUCCUUUCCAGUGCGUCGCAGGACAUAUUGCGCUUGCUGAACGAUAUCGACGACCUGAGCAUUGCUUCGGAAUGGCCUUUUGCACGAACCAUCGUCAUCGCCUUUUGCUGCUCGGCGAUCUGUAUCAAAUCGGCCCAGGACAAGCCCCAGCUGCUCAAGCUGAUGGGGGCAGCUCUGGGAUACUUUGCGCGCCUUUCAAUGGGGUUGAAUCUCGACUUUGAAAAGCUUAAUCUUAUAAUGACCAAAGCAUUCCAAUUGGGGGAACUGGAGCGCCCAAGGGAAAAUCCUUCCGGUGUUUCAGCAAACUUUCUUUCUGCAUCUACAUGCCGGAGCCGUAGGUUUCGCCUUUUGGGGAUGGAAGAAGAUGAGCUGGGGGAAUACCUGGAAGAGAAGCUGGAAGAGUUGGAAAUCGGCGACGAAUCCGACGUGGAGGAGAUAUGCCCCUGCGCCCCCAUCCAAGAGGGCAUUCAGCUCAGCAAGAUGGACCCGUCGGCACCUGACUACAGCGUCGUGGCCACGAUCGAGGUCAAUCCCGUGCGGGGGCAGGACGCGAUCGAGCUGGGAUUGGUGCGGCGCGCAUGGCAGCAGGUGGUGGAUCGACACGCCAUUCUGAGGACCCUACUGGUAGAGAGCGUGGCCUACGGCCGCUUUACGGACCAGGUAGUACUGAAGAGGUGGACGGCACAUGUCCAAGAGACAGAGGCCAUGUCCCAAUGCCGGGAACUUGGCAAAUUCCCGGCUAACCAGCCCGCGCACCGCCUCACCCUCGCUCGUGUCGGCAAGGCCGUGCUCUGUCGGUUGGAGAUCGACCACACCCUAACCGAUGGAAUUUCCGUAGCCAUCGCCAUGCGCGACCUGGCGAGGGCGUGCGCCGGAGAGCUCCCGUCCACGCCGGCGCCGCGGUAUAGCGACUACGUCGCCUUCCUCCUCGGCGAGGACCGGGAUGCACACAUAGCGUACUGGACGAAGCUGCUGUCUGGGGCAGAGCCCUGCAUGCUGGCGGCCAAGACGCGAGCGCAGCAGCCGCCGGUGCCGGAUCGAGGCGUAGGAGAAAAAACGCAGCCGUGUGUGCCGGUGCCCGGUCUGCGGACGGUGGUGCUCCAGGCGUACUGCCGCAAGCUCAACGUCUCGCUCUUCAACCUGGUGCAGGCCGCGUGGGCGCUGGUGCUGCGGGCCCACACGGGCAUGGACGACGUGUGCUUUGGCUACGUGGCUGCGGGGAGGGACCUGCCCAUCGACCAGGUCGAUGCCAUCAUGGGACCCCUGAUCAACACGCUGAUUUGCCGGGCGCGGCUCGGUGACGAGGAUGCAAGGUCUGUUGCCGACCUUGUGCGGAACCUGCAGGCGCAGUUCCUGCAGACUGCCGAGCACCAGACCUGCUCGCUCGGCCAAGUCUACGACGCCCUGCGGCUAAAGCGCCAGCGGCUAUUCAAUACUGCCGUCACUUUCCGGCCCCUGCAUCUGGAUAGCAUCGGCAACGACGCUGUGGCGCUGAAGCUGGUGGGGAGGAAGUCCUAUUCGGAAUUUGAUCUUACCGUGUCCCUUGAGCGGUCUGACAAGAUCGAGAUUAGCCUGCACUACUCGCCCUGGGUUUUCUCAGAGGAUGAGGUUGCAGCCGUGGCUUGUACGUUGUCGGAGAUUCUGCAGGUGCUGCCCAAAUCGUCAAAGCUUCCUAAAAUUUCCUCAAAUCACUCCCGGCGUCGUCGCCAGCCUGAAAGCGCGGCACAAAAGAGACACGGUACCGGCGUAGGCAUGAGCCAGGUCGGCGGCAUCGGCCUCGCUCAUCAGCUGGCUCGACGUGAGGACGUCGACGCCGAGGCGGCCGUCCGCAUGGUGCGUGGUGACGAGGGUCCUGCGCACCUGGACGGCGGGGUUGAGGAGCAUCUGCAGGGCGGCCGGGGCGCCGGCGAGGGCGUGCUCGGGGCGCUCGUCGACGGCCUGGUGGAAGAAGACGGACGAGUGGGGCGCGGCGUCGGCGGGCCAGCCGGUGCAGUGCGCCACGAUGUCGUCGAGGCCCAUGGUGUCGCACCGGCCCAGCGCCGCGAACUGCGCCUGCACGCACGCCAUCACCUCCGCCACGGCCCACGGCCUCCGGAAGCCCACGCGCACCGGCACCAGGUUGAUGGUGCAGCCCGCCACGCUCUCGAUGCCGUGCACGCCGGCCCCGCGGCCAGACGUCAGCGUCACGUACACCACGUCCUCGUCCCCGGCCAGCGUGUGGAGCAGCAGCGCCCAGGCGGCGUUCGCCAGCGCCGCGAUGCUGGUGCCGGUGCUUUGUGCUAUGGGCGGCAGCUCUACCGAUGUGCUCGCCGAGAUCCUCUUGCGGACCUGCUGGCCGUCAGCCUGCUGUGGCUCCCGCGCUGGCGUCUUCAGCUGCGUGAAGGGCCUGGACAGCCUGAGUAG